Molecule: messenger RNA, 1830 nt
Organism: Schistosoma curassoni
Lineage: Eukaryota; Metazoa; Platyhelminthes; Trematoda; Strigeidida; Schistosomatidae
Source: the annotation of a GenBank genome assembly
AUACUUUAAAAAAAACUGGAUAAUAUUCAAGGCAAUUCAAUAGCUACCAACCAUCAUUAUAGCAUGAAACUCAACCAAAUGACGGACAUUGCCGAAAUAGUGAAUCGAAACGUCCAACUAACUGCACUCGGAAAAUAAAAAAAUAAAGUAACCAGGCUAUUAAUCCGUGAUUUUUAAAACCAAUUUCGUCUUUAUCUCGACAUUUACGACAAGCCGAAUAGUUUCUGGAGAACCAAGGAAGUAUAGAUCUGUAUUAGUGUGAGAAUGAAAAGGUGGAGAAAAACGAAUUAAAAGAUGUCAGUCGGCGACUUAGCGACACAAUGUCCCUUUUUUGAGAAUAUUAUAUUUCCAAUUAUUCAACCAAUGACGUUCCUCAACUAUCAUAAAUUCCUAACUACGAGUUUCCGUGGUUACAGUGUCAAGAAACUGCUUCCGAAGUACGAUAUAAUAAUUGUCGGUGGUGGGAUGGUUGGAUUUGGUUUGGCUGCCGUUGCGGCGGCUUCCAAAUUUCUCGAAGAAUAUGAAAAUCGUGUUGUUGCUCUUAACGAUCUUUCCGUAAACAUGCUGAAAAAUAUUGGUGUUUGGGAAUUUAUUCAGUCAUUCCGUUCUCAGCCUGUAAAUAAAAUGAAAGUAUGGGAAACAAAGUCAAACCUUUACUUAACGUUUCAACGCAAUCCCUUGGCAUAUAUAGUAGAAAAUGAUUUAGUUAUUGAAUCACUUUGUAAUUAUUUGGGAUCUAAUAAUAAUUCUUCAAAUGUGACAAUACUAUAUGAAACACAAGCUGAAAACAUUCAGAUGCCUUCUUCAGAUCAUCCAGAACAUUUAGUUCGUAUAGACGUUCAACAGAGGACACAGGAUAAACGGGAAACUGUUGAAACAGAUCUACUUAUUGGUGCUGAUGGGUUCAAUUCACUUGUCCGUAGAACAGCUAAUAUUCAUACAAUUGGUUGGAAUCAUAAUCAAAAAGCUAUUGUAGCAACUUUAAAAUUGGAACAGGCUAAUAAUGAAUCUAUCGCUUGGCAAAGGUUUCUACCAACAGGCCCAGUUGCAUUACUCCCAUUGUCAAAAGAAUAUUCAUCAUUAGUUUGGAGUACAACUUCGUAUGAAGCUGACCGUCUUAUGAAUUUAAAAGAUUUAGAUUUUAUUCAAGAGUUGAAUGACUGUUUGACUAAACCUAAUGAAUCGACGUCACAAAUUGGUGCACUUUUCAAUAAGAUGGGACAAUGUUUUGCUAGUGUUGUUGAUUACUUUGGUAAUCAAAUAAAAUCUACAGACAAUGAAAGUGAAUCCAGCUCAUUUUCAACACCAACAGUAUUAUCGAUUCAACCAAAUACGAAAAGGGCUUGUUUCCCUCUAGGUUUUCAACAUGCCACAUUUUAUUCAGCUCCUCGUGUGGCACUAGUGGGUGAUUCUGCUCAUCGAAUACUACCACUUGCUGGUCAAGGUGUUAACCUUGGUUUCGGUGAUGUUGUUUCAUUGGUUAGGCAUUUAGAAGAAGCUGUUUUGCAUGGAGCUAAUAUUGGAAGUUUAGCUUAUCUUAAAGAUUAUACAAAUGAACGACAAAGAAUUAUAGUACCAUUAGCUGGUACAUUAGAAUUUAUUUAUUUAUUAUAUUCAACUGAUGCAUAUUGUAAACAAAAUAACAAGGAAUCAUCUUCUGUUUGUCGUAAUUCUGCAAUAUCAUAUUUAUUAAAUAAUAUUAUCACAGGUAUUCGUGGAACUGGAAUGAGUACUGUUCAAUCUAGUAAAUUAUUGAAGGAAUUUUUGAUGGCAGUUGCUGUCACUGGACAAAUCGGAACAACACAAUCGAAAACCACUUAUUGCUUGUAG